AUGAUGAAAGCACGUGCAGGAGAUGCGGACAAGGCCGACGAUGAAACAGAAAACGAAAAGGCAUCAAAGGCAGCUCUUACCUCGAUGCCGUAUCAGUGUCAGGAGCUUAUUUUGUAUGGAAGCGUGUUCGCGGAUAAUUUACCGGAUUUGGAACGACGUUUGACCGGACUUUGCGAUCCUGGAUCAACUGAGUUUCACGAGCACGACCUUUCCUUCAGUCUCAGAACAGGAACUGAUCCUGACGUCACGAUAAGGCUCCGUCGCCGCUUCAAUGUCGAUUCAUUCAACAGCCAUCAGUGGCAGUUUCGAUACAUUGGAGGACCGGAGCCUGACCAGAAGUGCCCUGUCAUUGUUCGAAAAGUGAUUGAUUCAAUCGCAUAUUCCCAUUUGAUGAUGGAUUUCGUCAAAACUUUAGGUUUACGCAUGGAUUACGAGUAUAUUGCGAAGGGUACUGUGUGGACAAAUGGGAAAAUGAAAGUCGUUAUUAGCCAGAUUCAGAAAACUGAGAAGGCUGGAUAUUAUGAUCAAAGCAAUCUGAAACGAUUUUCUGAUUCAUAUCUGGUGGAAAUGAGUGUGUGUUUGCCGGAUUCUGCUGAAUACACUGCUGCUGCUAAACAAUUACGGGACUUUGCCGACCAGUUACUUCCUCUCGUGGAAAUGGAAAAAGUCGACUACUGGAGAAAAUAA
Molecule: messenger RNA, 687 nt
Organism: Cooperia oncophora
Lineage: Eukaryota; Metazoa; Nematoda; Chromadorea; Rhabditida; Trichostrongylidae
Source: the annotation of a GenBank genome assembly